AUGGCUGCAUUGGUUCAGACCAUCCCUCAGCAAACUAGCACGGUUCCUGUGCUGCAGACUCGUCCCGCUUCGUCGUCCUCGCAGCAACAUCAACACCACCAUCACCAUACCGCUCGCAAUUCCUCCAUGUCUUGGAACCCUUACGCCCCGGCGGGCAGCUCUGGGAGCUAUCGACCUAAUGGUCACCAGGCUGUGACCUCUUACAACACCCCCACUUCCCCCAACCCGCAGAUCCGUCAGUCCUGGAACCCUCAUCCUCGACCAGAGAACCGUACCAUCUCGGCUCCAUCAGCUCCGCCGCUGACGGCUCAUGCCGGAGGCUCUUCGCAUUCUCUGAAUCAUCCUGCAGCUGGUCCUGUAUCUUCCACGCCUCCAAUGCAUCUUUCCAAGGACGAUUCGGUCAUUCCCACUCGCAAGCCCUCAUCGCAGCAGUCGGUCGACCAACCCAUUCGUCCCCUUUCGACCGUGAAUCUCCCCCCACCCUCACCCCUGAUGAACAUUUCCUCCCCUACUGUCGCCAAACCCUCGCCAGACCGGUAUCGUCGUGGGAAUAGACGGGCGGAAGGUGCUGCGGGUGCACAGUCGACGAAUUCUUCUCACCAGCCGGGGCCGAGUGUGGAUGAUAGUCAACUGGCCUCUCUCCCCGGCCAUCCUACUGCCCGGGGGCACGUCCGGGUCUCGAGUGCCGAUGAUACCUCUCGUCCUGAUAGGCCACAGACGGAGCUGGCCAAGAGAUACCGACGAAGGAGCUGGGGUAACAUGGAUAAUGCUGGUCUCAUUAAUCUACAGCUUCAUCUGCCUUCCGCAUCUCCUACGCCCUCCACCACCGGCCAGGAUUACUUUGACCAAACCAAGCCUGCUCAAAACGAAGGAAGCACCCAUUCGGCACAGUCCUCGACUUCUACUGUCCGUGAUGGCGAUUCGUCCUCGUCAGCUCGAGGCAAACCCGACGACACACGAGUGAACAAGCCUUCGCCUUUAUCACAGCCCGUUUCAGCCGACGCUAGUCCUUCCAACCCGCCAGCGCCUCAAGCCGCUCCCAAGGAGCGCACCAUGCCCACGGGCCCCGCACACAGCCCUGCUACGCAGCGCGCCGCAGAGAUAGCCAACAGCAGCGCCAAAGGACCGGGCAAGUCGCGGCUGCGGCGAGCGUUCUCGUUUGGAAGCGCCUCUGAGCUGCUCAAGGCCUCGAAUAAUGCGCAGAAGAAGGAAGCACUCUCAGUGGAAAAGACCCGACGGGAAUUGCUCAAUGAGGAGCUGGGCGCGGAGCAGGCCGCUAUUGCAGAGCAACAGGAGGCUAGUGGCUUGGGAGAGAGUAUCUACUCGCAUUAUCAAGGCCAUCUGUUUAACCGUUCUAACGAUAAUUUGUCCGUUUCUUCUACCGCUUCGUCAGCGUCAGUGAUGUUGCGCAAGAUGGGCAAGGGUAUGAAGAAGUCGACCCGAUCCUUGGUCGGACUGUUCCGUCCCAAGUCAGUUAUGAGCACUUCUUCGACAGACGGCAUUGCCGUGGAGCCUAGCGCCCCGCAGGUGUCCAUGGUCAAUAUCGAGGCGGACCGUAACAGUGUUUUGGUUAAUGCUGAUCCUCAGGAUCUUCCCCGCGGGGGCACGGUCUUCCCCAAGGUGGAACCGAAUUCCCAGGAGGCUGUAACUGGAACGAGCGGCCCAAGCUCAGAUGGACCGCGGAAGAGCAUCGUGGGAAGUGACAACGAGCGGGCAGAGGUUCUGGCAGCCGUUAGGAAGGGAAUCUUGAAGAAAACCCAUUCCGAACCUGCUCUGUCGACACCUGCCAAAUCGAGAGAUGCCAAUAGUAGUGAAUCGCCGCAUUCGAGUACUCCCAGCACACCAGAAGACCGGUCCGGAAACCGGGUCAAGAUUGCCGGCGAGGACUACUUUGCUGAGUCCAAGGGUGCACCGAGUCCUCCGAUGGCUCCUAAGAGCCUGAUCUUUAGCCCUCGCAUUCAGCUCCAUGAAACAUGGACCAGCGGCGAGUAUGAUCGCCGGGGUGACGUUGCGACCUGCAACCGGUUGACUCCUCUUCUUGCCCAGCAGAUCAAGGAGGAGCUCAACAACUUUAAGAUGGAGAUGGAGGUUCACGAGACCUCAAAAGUUUACACCCACUUCCUUUAA
Messenger RNA from Aspergillus chevalieri, 2127 nucleotides. RefSeq lists its product as uncharacterized. Lineage: Eukaryota; Fungi; Ascomycota; Eurotiomycetes; Eurotiales; Aspergillaceae. Gene Ontology annotation, biological process: actin cytoskeleton organization. The record is from RefSeq and is a predicted model, not a curated record. Gene Ontology annotation, molecular function: actin binding. The transcript has 4 exons. The coding region runs from base 1 to 2127 and encodes 708 amino acids.